GUGGGCGAGUGUGUGUGUUGUGUGUGCAGGGGGGCGGAGGGGGAAUGAUCAGAAAGGAAAUGCCCUGGUAUUUAUAUUACAGUGCACAUGGGUUUAAAUUAUCCCUGGGAAUAUGUGCAGUAUGAUUAUAGUUAAUCCGUGCUUAUUCAAAGUGUGCCGGGGCUGAUUUCCCCUCCCCCUUUUGCCUUCCCAUUCAUAUAACCCAGGCUGCCUCCAGCUAUCCCAUUGGACUUGCUGGCCCUGAGCACAUGAAGGUGCAGUGAGUCGUGGAGAAUGAGCAUGUUCUCCGAGGCAGCGUGGUUCUUCCUGGCUGUCACCGCAGCCCUAGGGAGCAUAGUUCUCUGCAAACACAAGAGCCCAGGGCAGCUGGGGAGCCCAGUGUUAUGGCUUGCCGGCCUCUUCGGAGGGGCUUACCUGCUCUUCCUGCCCUUCUUCUGGAGCUUGGUUCUCUUCUCCUUGUCCUGUCUCCUCAUGUGUGUGUACUCAGCUGACCAAGAGUUGCUACCUGUGGAUCAAAAGGCAGUCCUGGUGACAGGUUGUGAUUCUGGAUUCGGCCACGCAUUGGUCAAGAAGUUGGACAAACUGGGCUUCACAGUAUUUGCUGGAGUUUUAAAUGAAAAGGGCCCGGGAGCCGAGGAAUUGCGAAGAAACUGCUCCACGCGUAUCACGGUGCUCCAGAUGGACGUCACCAGCCCGGAACAGAUCAAAGACGCUUACAGCAAAGUCGUAGAGAAGGUGCAGGACAAAGGACUGUGGGCUUUGGUCAACAACGCUGGAAUUCUUGGAGUCACAAUGGAUGGGGAACUCAUUCCCAUGACUGAGUACAAAAAAUGCAUGGAGGUGAACUUCUUUGGACCCGUAGGAGUCACGAAGGCAUUUCUACCUCUUCUUAGGAAAUCCAAGGGGAGGCUGGUGAACAUCAGCAGCAUGGGAGGAGGAGUCCCAAUGCCAAAGAUGGCCGCUUACAACUCAACGAAGGCAGCGCUGACCAUGUUUUCAUCAAUUUUGAGGCAAGAACUUUCUAAAUGGGGAGUAAAAGUCUCUGUGAUCCAGCCUGGAGGCUUCCAAACCAAUAUUACAGGCAUAAGUGAUGUUUGGACCAAGAAAGAAAAGGACAUCUUGGACCAGCUCUCCCAAGAGCAGCUGAGGGACUAUGGGCAGGACUACCUCCAGGUGCAGAAGGCUUUCCUCAAUUCCAUGGAGAAGCACUCUAGCCCAGAUUUCACUCCAGUGCUCCGGGACAUCCAGCAUGCCAUCUCUGCUCAGAUCCCUGCCCCCUUCUACUACCCAGGAACCAUGGUUUCUAUCUGGGUGUACUUGGCCUCCAUUUUUCCUACCUGCUUAUCUGAUUAUUGUUUUAAAAAACUAGUUGCUUAUGGUGAGUGCACACCCAGAGCUCUGCGCAUGCCUAACUAGAAGACCACGGUGUCAUAGUC
This is a messenger RNA of Octodon degus (degu), 1436 nucleotides long. RefSeq names its product hydroxysteroid 17-beta dehydrogenase 2 (gene Hsd17b2). Gene Ontology annotation, molecular function: oxidoreductase activity. The transcript is spliced from 5 exons. The record is from RefSeq and is a predicted model, not a curated record. The coding region runs from base 274 to 1416 and encodes 380 amino acids. Lineage: Eukaryota; Metazoa; Chordata; Mammalia; Rodentia; Octodontidae.